This is a messenger RNA of Hippocampus comes (tiger tail seahorse), 2092 nucleotides long. RefSeq names its product RAB5 interacting factor (gene rab5if). Gene Ontology annotation, biological process: mitochondrial respirasome assembly. Lineage: Eukaryota; Metazoa; Chordata; Actinopteri; Syngnathiformes; Syngnathidae. The record is from RefSeq and is a predicted model, not a curated record. Bases 213 to 596 code for a protein of 127 amino acids. The transcript has 4 exons.
GGGUCAACCUACACUGCGCAUGCUCAGUCGGCCUUUUGAGUCAAGCGUCUGAAAUCUGUCAGAUCAGCGGACUGUCCUAACUCUUAAAACCUUCCUAUACAGCACAACACCAAUCGCAUUUACUCCGCGCCAGAUACUUUUAUUUACUUUAAGGCGCCUUUAGUUUGUAUUUUUUGUUAUUCGACGUGUGUGACGUACAGAAGCUGUAAAGAAUGACGAGCAGCUCAAAGCGGAAAGAAGAAAGUCAUCUGCUGAAUGGGGGUGUCAAACACUCCACAUGGAGCAAAGCGUUCAACAGCAAUGCAGUUUGGGAGGAGAAGGAUGAGUUUUUAGAUGUGAUUUACUGGCUCCGGCAAAUCAUUGCAGUGAUCCUUGGUGUCAUCUGGGGAGUCGCCCCACUGAAAGGAUUUCUGGGAAUAGCCAUAUUCUGUGUCAUCAAUGCGGGCGUCCUCUACGUAUACUUCAGCAGCUUUCAGCAGAUAGAUGAGGAAGAAUACGGUGGAACGUGGGAGCUCACCAAAGAAGGCUUCAUGACAUCUUUUGCUCUGUUUCUGGUGGUGUGGAUUAUCUUUUACACAGCCCUACACUUUGACUGAAAGCUAUUCCACCCAACAAUUUAUAUGAACAUUUGUGUCAAGAAGCAGGAACUCUCUGUCUUAAAGGGUGCUGAUGUGGCCACAAACAGUAUGACUCCUCAGUGUGCACUACAUAAUGGAAAUAAUUGGUUGAAGAUGGACAUGAUUUAAUCAGUUUCUGUUGUCGCUGGGCUACAUUUUAUGGGUGACAAACCUUCACAUUUGUCAUUCUUCCUCCCUUGUGUCGUAGUCACCAUGGCUGACAAAACUUUAAAAAACAUUGUGGCUCUGGUUCAAUUUCGAAUGAAUCAAAGCCUUGUUAGGAAAUGGAGUAUAGAUGCUAUUCUUUUGACUGACUUAUCUGCUGGAGAACAUGCAUAUUGGCAUCUGUUAGUACAAUAUAUUCAGUUCAUUGUACCGGUUUAACUCCCACGCUGGUCCCUCAGGUGCAGAUAAUACAGCUCAUUUUCUUCCUGACCGUCACUCGGGUAAUGUUGAUGCUAUUUGUUGCUUUUAGGAUAAAUCACACCGGUUGAAUGCAUUGAUAUUGAUACAGUUUUUUUUUUUUUUUUACUGUCAUACCAAGUGUGUCAGAAAACAUCACAGGACUGGUGUCACAAAAGAUAUUUCAAAUUCAUGUUGCAUGACUAUUGCCUUCAUGGGCAGGAACUGUCAGAUGUUUAGGGCAUUGUGAGCAGUUGCCUUUUAACUGCCACAACUUGAGCUGCUCCUUGUGCACUGAACCAAGUAAACAUCAUAGGAUCCCUUCCCUUUCAAGAUGGUUUUGAAAUAUAUCUUUCGUGACACCAGUACCGAAUCUGUACCGACACACCUCGGAUUAUGCCUUUGCAAUUUAAUUGCUAGAUUGUGUUUUUUUUUUUUUUUUUUUUGUCAAUUGUCUUGUCUAUUUGAAUUGAUCAAAAAUUUCAGUUGGACUGCAGUAAGUUGAUGUUUACCAUCUGCUUCAAGUGUGUAUGGUUUUAAUAGUGGCUGCAUUUUAGUAUUGCUUUAACUCAUUCUACCAGCCUCGAUCUAUCUGUCUAUACAGUAUAUUAAUCACAAUCUGUCCAUCCAGUGAGGAGGAAACUUAAUUUUUGUAAGCUAAACUUGGCCUGUGCACACCAAGACAAACUGUUCGUAUAUCUCAGUGUGUCAUUUAUCAAUGACUAGCAAAAGAGGGCAUAGAAAUAAUUUAAUGUAGCUUGCAGAUCAAUCUUACUUCUUGUUUUGAAAUUUAAGGUAUUUUGUAAAUUCUGUUGAGCGAAGCUGUCGUCAAACUCAAAUCGAUGUACUUGCGUUACCUCUCACAGGAUGUAACAUUGCUCAGUGUUUUAUAGUUGAGAACUUUUGAUCUCAGUUCUGACAAAGUUGUAAUGAAACUGUUUUUUAUAUAUAUAUAUAUAUAUAUAUAUAUAUGCGCAUAUGCAUGCAGAUUGUGGUUGAAACGAUCGCGUUUUCUGAUCAAAUCUUUUGGGAAUCAUUAAACAUGGGCUUCAUUUGGCCUCCAUUUUCAAUGA